AUGACUCCCUUCUCUGGAAAUCAUACGUCUGGUUCACGUAAAUCUCCCGCCACUUACAGCCAUCGCCCAGGUCUCGCUAGGGGUGACUUAUCCCACUCUACGCCUAGCAGUGACAGCGAAACCGAUAGUGAUAGAAUCAGCAAGCUCAGCAGGGGUGUACGGAAUCACGGACCCCUCACACAAAAAGCCACCGAGGCAGUUCGCGGCCGACACCAAGGGAAGGCGCCAAGGAAGCCCCUGCAAAAACAUGGUCCCUUGAUCAUACCUUUUGCGAAGCCUGCGGUGAUCAAAUUCAAGCCAAGGCCUUUUCCGACCAGCACCUGGGUACCAAAUUCUGCAAAGCACGCUCCUGUAAUGAUCUUGGUAGCAGUUCUGGGUCUACCUCAGCAGCCCCAUAUGAACCGCUUCAAGACCUUUCAGACCAUAUGGAUGCAGUCAUUAAAUCUGUAG
Messenger RNA from Bipolaris sorokiniana ND90Pr, 450 nucleotides. RefSeq lists its product as uncharacterized. The coding region runs from base 1 to 450 and encodes 149 amino acids. The record is from RefSeq and is a predicted model, not a curated record. The transcript has a single exon. Lineage: Eukaryota; Fungi; Ascomycota; Dothideomycetes; Pleosporales; Pleosporaceae.